Paraphaeosphaeria sporulosa is the source of this 3126-nucleotide messenger RNA. Its product is annotated as N-acetylated-alpha-linked acidic dipeptidase 2. The record is from RefSeq and is a predicted model, not a curated record. Gene Ontology annotation, molecular function: carboxypeptidase activity. The transcript is spliced from 2 exons. The coding region runs from base 209 to 2947 and encodes 912 amino acids. NCBI's taxonomy places the organism in Eukaryota, Fungi, Ascomycota, Dothideomycetes, Pleosporales, Didymosphaeriaceae.
UCCAGACACACCACCUCCUGCGACAGCAGCCACAGCAACUUUCUCUCCUCCCGACCCUCGUCGCUCUCUUUUUGUUAUUCAUCAUGUAUAUGCGCAUUCGGUAGUACACCACCAUAUCCUUAGUAAUCGAGCCACACCCCCUAUCGCCGGCGCUGCGACCCUCGCCGCGCACGCUUCCGGGAUCCGUCCGAUCCGCCGCUGAGAGGCCAUGGCCGACGAGAAGCACCUCUACGAGAUCCGCGAAGAGCCCCCGAUCCCCACCUACGAAGAGGCGACGUCCUCCUCCAACACACAGUACUCGCGCCGCGGGCCCCAAGAAGCCUCGGACGAUGCGGAGCGGCAGACGCUGCUGGGCCACGACCUGCCCGCAGGCCCCAAUGUGCAGUCGAGCUCGCGCCGCCGCAAUGGCUACUACCACCCGCCGUCGGUGCAGUCGGUCGACGACGACGACGAUGGCGACAGCGGGCUCGGGAGUCCCGUGGACGCCGACGAGGAGGCAGAGCUGAGGGAGACGAUGGAGGAGAUGGAGAUCCUGGACCCGGAGAGCGCCGACGAGGGGCGCGCACGGAGGAAUCGCUCUCGAGGCCGGUUCUCGAAGCGCUUCUACAGCAUCACCAACUCGCUGUCCAGUUUCCACCUCCCGCGGAUACCGUGGCCGUCUUCGCCUGCUGCUCUGUUCCACUCCCUCACGUCGAGGCUGCCUACGAUACCGGUCGAGUACAGGCCAGGAUGGUCCGUCAUGGCAAGAUUGUGUGGUCUUAUAGUAAUCGUGGCGCUGGUAUAUCUAUUGGUCGUGAGCGAGGUGGUGCCCAUGGGUGGCGCGGGUUACGGCGCUCCCUUCAACCCCGAGUGGGUGCGCCAGUUCGCGCUGCAAAAUGUGGAGACCCCUAGGCUGCGAGAAAACCUCAGAUACGUUACGUCCUACGACCACGUGGCUGGCACAGAGGGGAGCUACAUACUGGGACAAUGGAUAGAGGCGCAGUUCAAGGAGGCGCACAUGGACACAUAUACCCACGACGAGUACUUCGUGUACUUGAACUAUCCAACAGAAAAGGGCCGCCGGGUUGCCAUCGUAGAACCGAAAGAGAAGCAGUGGGAGGCUCAGUUGGAAGAGAGGGAGGCGUAUAAUCCCCCGCGGGCGCAGACAAAGGCGUUCCAUGGAUAUUCAGCUUCUGGCAAUGUUACGGGACCGCUGAUCUACGUCAACUUCGGCGAUAAGAAAGACUUCAAGACGUUAUGGGACAGCGGGAUCGAUGUCCAAGGGGCGGUCGUUCUGAUGCGAUAUUAUGGUUCUCAAUCGGACAGGGCUAUGAAAGUAAAAGCAGCGCAAAAUGCAGGAGUAGCCGGUGUCAUCAUGUACUCAGACCCCGCCGAGGACGGUUUCAAGAAAGGCAAGGCGUGGCCAGAGGGCCGGUGGAGACCAGCAGGCAGUGUGCAGAGAGGCUCCGUAGCCAUGUCCAACAUGAUCAUAGGCGACCCACUCACGCCGGGACUACCCAGCACAAAGGAUCAAAAGCGCAUGCCCAAGGAUAAAAACCCCGCGUUACCUACCAUCCCCAGCAUACCAAUUUCCUGGGAUCAAGCGCAGAAACUCCUUCAGUCACUGCAAGGCAUAGGUGAAGAAAUAGCCCCGGAAGGAAACUUCGAGCACUGGAUCGGCGGAGUUCCAGACGUGGGCGAGAAGUGGUGGUCUGGCCAUCCUGAGAAGUCACCCAAGGUUAACCUUCAGAACAACCAGGAAGAGGUGGACAGGCAGCGAAUCACGAACGUGUUCGGCUCCUUUCUCGGCUCAGAAGACAAAGCCAAGAAGAUCAUCGUCGGCAGCCACCGCGACUCGUGGUGUUUUGGUGCCGCAGACCCAGGAUCUGGAACAGCUGUUAUGCUCGAGGUCGCACGUGUCCUAGGCGAGCUGCGCAUGCAAGGCUGGCGUCCGCUUCGCACCAUCGAAUUCGCAUCUUGGGAUGCCGAGGAGUACAACAUGAUUGGAUCGACUGAGCACGUAGAAGCCAACUUGGAGGAACUCCGCGCAAACGCCAUCGCAUACCUGAACGUCGAUGUCGGCGUAACGGGCGACAAGCUGUGGGCCAAUGGAUCUCCCAUCUUCAAACAUGCCUGGAAUCGUGUGCUAGACCGUAUCUCGGAUCCGCACAAAAACGUCACCCUCCUCAAGCUCUGGCAACAUCAUCAUGGCGACAAGUUUGGUGGUUUAGGCGUGGACAGUGACUACGUGGCCUUCCAAGACCUAGCCGGCUGCUCGUCUCUAAACUUCGGCUUCUCAGGUCCUGAGCACGGCGACAUGGCGCACAGCUGCUACGAGACCUUCGAAUGGAUGUCUCAGCACGUCGAUCCAGAUUUCGUAUACCACAAUCUCCUCACACAGAUCUGGGUCCUGAUCAUCCUCGAGCUUGCCCAGGAGCCCCUCAUGCCGCUUAAGGUCGACGACUACGCUACUUCCCUCCAAGAAGAGGGUCAAAAGCUCAUCGAAUGGACAGAGAAGCAAGGCGGCGACUUCGACAUUGGCAUGUUCCAGCCGCUAGUCGAUGCUCUCGCCAACGUCGGCGGCAAAGCGCAAGAGUUCGAGCAGUGGGAGACGGCGUGGUACAACCAGAUCGUCGGCACGGGCGGCUUCGAGACGCAGGGCCUGACCGUGCAGCGGGUGGCGCACAAUGCGCGGAUGGCGGGCUUCGAGUCGGAUCUGUUGGAUGUGCAGCGUGGAAACGUGGAUGGAGAGCAGGAGCAUGGUCUACCUGGCCGCACGCAAUUCAAGCACAUCAUUUUCGGUCCCUCGCGCUACGACGCCAGUGACACGUCCUACACCUUCCCCUUCAUCCGCGACGCCAUCGAGCGGCAUACCCUCGACGAAACGAAGGACUGGAAGGAGACAGAGGCGCAGAUCAAGAAGACAGCGGAGAUCCUGGACCGUGCGGCCGAGCGCCUUAUGCAUUAGCACUGCCGCUGUCCUUUGUAGAUACACUAUAUCAUCCAGCAUGGGCGGAGUUUGGCGUUGGGCCCCUGUGCAGGAGCACACGGGUGUGUUUUGGCCGUUUUGGCAGCAUUUAUGGCAUCUAUAGACCCGACAAGGGGAUCUUAUAUAGCUAUCGAUAGCGAAGCUACGUUUUUUAUGUG